This is a messenger RNA of Priapulus caudatus, 1485 nucleotides long. Its product is annotated as organic cation transporter protein-like. NCBI's taxonomy places the organism in Eukaryota, Metazoa, Priapulida, Priapulimorpha, Priapulimorphida, Priapulidae. The transcript has 9 exons. Gene Ontology annotation, cellular component: membrane. The annotation marks the transcript as partial. Gene Ontology annotation, molecular function: transmembrane transporter activity. The record is from RefSeq and is a predicted model, not a curated record. Gene Ontology annotation, biological process: transmembrane transport.
AUGAAACCGACGAUGACGACAGCCACGGCGAUGGACGUUGACGAUGCGAUGAUCAAGGCGGGAGGCUUUGGACGCUAUCAGAUCAUAAUGUUCUUCGUCGUCUCUGCGUUAGAGAUGUUCAUCGCGUGGCAUGCGUUCGCAGUCACGUUCAUAGGUGGCGAGCCAGACCAUCACUGCAAGAUACCAGAUGGCGCUGUCACUAAUGAGACGAUACCAUGGGUAGCAGACGACUGCGGAAACUUGAAAUUGGCGACCUGCCAGCAGUUUGUUAACAGCUCAGUGGAUAAUUCCACGAUGGACUGUGAGAAUGGAUGGUGGUAUGCCGAAGAAAGCGAAGACAAUAUCGUUGUCGAGUGGAACCUCGUGUGUAGCAAAAGGUUCGGUGCUCAACUAACGAUCACCAUCUACAUGUUUGGCAAGAUAUUCGGCGCUGUAAUAGCGCCACACAUAGCGGACUACUUCGGAAGGAAACCGACUGCGAUAGGUUUUGGCGUUGCUUACCUCGGGUUGGGCGUGGCAAAGGCCUUCACGCGGACGUACGUUCAGUUCAUGGCUAUGGGUACUCUCAUCGCAGUGGCCGAAACGGGAGCAAGCUUGUGUGCGUUCGUUCUACUCUGUGAGUCCGUGCCUCGGUCGUGGCGCUCCACUGUUGGGCUUCUGUACAUGAACAUGUGGAGCAUAGGCAUCAUGACACUGCCUCUGUUAGCCUACCUCAUCCCCACGUGGAGCACCUUGCAACUCAUCGUCUCUCUUCCCGUGGCCAUCACCAUUACGUAUUACUGGAUACUUCCUGAGUCGGUGCACUGGCUGGUCGCUAGGAACAGACUGCAGGAAGCUGAGCAGUGUCUACAGCGAUACGCUCGCAUCAAUGGAUGCGAACUACCGCAGAACUGCCUCACGGCCGCGCAGCCGACCGACGCAGAAACCGAGGAGAAGUUACUGCGAGACAAAGACGUCGAGACUUCAGUGGACGUGGCCGACGACAAAUCUACUAGCAGACGUUAUUCCUUUAUCGAUGUUUAUCGUACGCCGGGGCUGCGCAUGUAUGGCACGCUAAUGUUCUUUAUAUGGAUCGUCAAUGUCAGGAGUUCCUACUAUGGCUUAGUCCCUAUUGGCGCGUCGCGUCGCUCUCAGGAAACAAGAUAUCCUGAACGUCUUUCGCUCACCGUGGCAGUGGACGCGUACCGGCACUCUGAUUGCAUUGCAGACAGAUCAAAUGGUAAACACCCGGAGGUUCCUAUAAUUUGCUGUUUACUUCGUUCAAUAAAACUACCCUCAAAGGGCGGUGACUGUGAUGCUCAGGAUCUCGGAUGGCUGGUGACGACGUUGACGAUGCUGGGAAAGUUGGGAAUAUCGUCUGCGUUCAAUUGCGUGUUUUUGUACACGACAGAAUUCUACCCCACCGUUGUUAGAAAUACGGGGGUCGGUCUAUCGUCGGCAAUUGCUCGCAUUGGAGCGAUGCUGGCGCCAUUGACCAUAGUCGUG